UAUAAUCAAUUCUCGUAAUACAUACCUCAUCUCUUCUCUUCUAGAUAAGCUUUUUUUUUCCUCUCUUCUCUUUUUCUUUUACUUACUACUACCAUACUUAGUUUUUCCAUAUGUACCACCAGUACAAACUACAAGUGGCUCAAGGACAGUUUACCUAUUUCAAUCGUCAAACGCACUACAUAAAAAUACAUAAAAAUAUAGAAUCAAUCUAAAAUAAUAUUUAUAUUCAUUCAGUGAUAAUAUAUAGGUAAUAUAAUAUAAUACAAGAUAGAAAAUAAAAAAAAUGCUUGUGUGUAAAAAAAAAAAAUCAUGGAAAUACAAAAAAAGGAGAUGAUUCAUGAUAUGUUUAUUGAUAUCACCAAAGAAUAUUUAUCAAAAGGUGAAAAUAUAAAUAAUCUUAAAAAAAUAGCAAUACCAAUUAAAAAAUUAAAGACCAAAAAAAAAAAAUCAUCAUAUUUAAAAUCAAUAAAAUGGAAAUUAAUAUUAAUAUGUUUUUUAUCAUCAAUAACAUUAUCAAUAAUAAUACAAAAUGAUUUAAUUGGUAAAUUAAUAUAUGACACACGUUGUUAUUUACCAAAUAAUUAUUUAAUAUGGGAAUUUUCACGUCCAAAUUCAAAUUGUAAUUUUUGUCGAAAUGUUAAAGAGCCAAUAAUAUUACCAACCAACAUAACACGUAAUGAUUUUUUAAAAUAUGCAUAUUCAUCAAAACCAAUUGUUGUUAAAAAUGGUGCUAAAACAUGGAAAGCAUCAAGUGUAUUUAGUAUUGAAUUUUUUAAAAAUUUAUAUGACAGUAUUGAUGGUGCCUAUGAGUCAAUUGAAGAAGACUGUCAAUUUUUAAAUUUUAAAACUAAUUUUACAAGUUUAAAACAAGUUUUUUAUAUGAGCCAUGAAAGAGCCAUGAAUAUUGAUGGUAAAGAUUCAUGGUAUGUUGGCUGGAAAAAUUGUCAUCCAGGUGUAUUGAGUGUCAUCAAUCAAUAUUAUGAAACACCAAGUUUUUUACCACUUGAUGCUGAAGUGCCACAAACAAAUUAUAUAUUUAUGGGAUAUGAAGAAGGUGCCAGUAUGCAUCUGGAUUAUAUUCCAAGAUUAAUGUGGCAGGGACAAGUACUUGGCAGGAAGACGUGGGAAGUUGCACCAACACCAGAGUGUGACAAUGUAUGUGAACGUUUUACUUUUAAUGUUGAUACUGGUGAUGUUGUAUUGCUUGACACCAGAGUGUGGUAUCAUGCUACAAUUGUCAGAGACAAAAAUUUAAGUCUCACAAUAACAUCAGAAUAUGGCUAAUCCAAUUUAUCAUAAUUCCAAUUAAGUAUAAUUUUUUAAAAACAAACAAAAAAAGACAAUAUUUUUAUUUUUUUUAUACCUGAUUGUGCAUGCCAAAUUGUUUUUUAAAUAAAUCAAUUUUAUUUAUAAAUAUUUAUAUGUUAAUAAUAAAAUAAAUAACAACAAUUGUUAAUA
Aphidius gifuensis is the source of this 1458-nucleotide messenger RNA. RefSeq lists its product as uncharacterized. The coding region runs from base 310 to 1284 and encodes 324 amino acids. The transcript is spliced from 2 exons. The record is from RefSeq and is a predicted model, not a curated record. NCBI's taxonomy places the organism in Eukaryota, Metazoa, Arthropoda, Insecta, Hymenoptera, Braconidae.